Messenger RNA from Kockovaella imperatae, 2994 nucleotides. RefSeq lists its product as hypothetical. The record is from RefSeq and is a predicted model, not a curated record. NCBI's taxonomy places the organism in Eukaryota, Fungi, Basidiomycota, Tremellomycetes, Tremellales, Cuniculitremaceae. Gene Ontology annotation, biological process: endoplasmic reticulum to Golgi vesicle-mediated transport; mitotic spindle assembly checkpoint signaling. The transcript has 9 exons. Gene Ontology annotation, cellular component: RZZ complex. The coding region runs from base 135 to 2960 and encodes 941 amino acids.
GAAUGGUCGCCAGAAAAGUUACCGGUCAUUUUCCAUUUCGGAAUCUUCUGAAAUGACGCUGGCAGCGUGGAAGUGAUCUACAACAUCAUAUACCCGCUGAAGUACUGCUGGGACCCGGAUGGAAGCAUCCUGACAUGUUUCCUGUCCCUGAUCACCUCCCAAAGCGAGGUGGAGCCCAUCUCUCUUCAGAGGAUCGUGGACUGCCCGACCCAACGCUAGACUUGUUGGAUCCUCUCAUCGACGAAUGGGCGAGCUCACAGCCGUCUGGCUCGAAAACAGCUAUCAGUCGCUCGAGCAAGAUAAGAGAGGUCAGAACAAAGCUGACUGAAGCUAUCCACCACAACAAGACCAACGCUCAUGAGCUCCUCCGAGCCAAUUAUCCCUCAAUUUCAUCUCAUAUCAGACUCGGUGAACAGGCCAAGAUCGACUUUGGCAAGAUUUCCAGGAGUGUUGAUCAGCUGGAGAAGGAUAUUCAUCCUGAGGAUGCAGAGAUCUCAUUUCUCCCGCCUCUUUUGGCGAACCUGGACAGGCACUUUGCUGCUGUGCAGGCUCAAGCCGCGACACAGGCUCAGCUCAGGGCGCUAGAGUUGGCCAAGGAGGAGGUGGGCAAGCUUCAUCGGUUAGAGGAAGCGGUAUGGGCGGGCAGAGGGGCGGAUGAAUGGGUCAUUAAGGAGUUGAUCGCGGAGAAGCGAACGGAGGCCCUGGAGCUGGAGGGGACACGUCUGUAUACGGAGAUGACUUCACGGUAUUUUCUGCUCAGAUCAAUGGUCACGGAGCAGCUUUCAGACGGUCUAAAAGAAGCGAUCUCUCUCGCAACAUUUCCUGAUGGUCGCAGAACCCUGCGAGUUCAAGGCAGAGCGACGCUCCCGCAGCCUAAACUGACUCGGCCCGAGAUACACCCGCAAAAGUCUUCAAAACCCCCUCCUUACUCUUUAGCCCAUGUAUACAAUGCCCUGGCGUCGUUCCAAUCUCUCGACUCGAUACUCCAAAACCUUCAGACAAGGCUUCUCCGAGAGAUCGUUGCACCUGUCGCCAGCAGACCACUACAUAUGGAGGUCUCCGGUUCGGAUCCUGUGGCAUCUGUUACUCUACAAUCGGCCCAAUCGCUCGCCACGCCAAAGGAGCGGAUCGACUCUGUGGCCUCUAUCCUCUCUUUCAUCACCGAUCACGUUCUCCCCUCUUCUGAUCGUACAGAGGCCGUCAGGAUUUCAUUUCUCGCCGGUGUCCAGCAAGAGAGCAUGCGCUUGAUCGUUCAGCACAUUCUCCUACCCUCCAUGCCGUCAGCCUUGUCGGCCAUCCCCUCCUGGCUGGAAACGGUCAACCAUGCCGUCGAAGUGGAGUCUCAAAACGUUUCAUCGGGCAGAAUUAUCGCGCCAUUCUUCACGUCCGAGGCGGGUCGAGCUUGGGCGACUCAGAGGAGGAAAAGGGUCGCUGAAGAUGUGCGCAAGCUCAUCGACGGAGGCUGGGGAGGCUGGGAAGCGGUGACUGAACAGAGGGACAAGGAGGUUUUAACGCUGAUUGAAGUGGAAGUGAGCGACGGCGAGGACGUGGGGACGGAGGUCAAGGGGGAGGAGCCCGACGAAUUUGGCUGGGGAUUCGACGAUCAAGCUGAUGACAAAUCUGACGCUGAGGGUGUCGAUGACGGAUGGGGCUUUGACGAGUCGGAGAAUGCUGAUGCGGGACCGUCCAAAUCCGCGCCCUCAUUGGAUUCGUCCAAGCAGGAAGGCGAUACAGGUGACGGAUGGGACUUUGACCUGUCCACGCCGCAGGCCGAAUUACCACCAGCCCCACCCCCUGUCGCCAAACCAGUCAGAGAGGCGAAGAGACUCGGCAAAAAGGUGGCGAAAGUCGCUAAUGAAGCCGGAGAUGACCCUUGGGCGUCGGAGGGCGAGAAGGAGCCGGAGGAGGCAGCUGUGCCGCCCGCUGAGACGUCCACCGCGGACGACUGGGCAUGGGGUGAUGGCGAGCAGCCAACAAAAACGCGCACGAAAAAGAAGCGAAAGCUACUCAAGGAGGAACGGCAGACCAUCAAGGAAACAUUUCUGAUAAGCCGGGCGUGUGAAAAGAUUGUCGACAUGGCGGAUAGAGCACUCAUGGAGGCUGUGGAUCUAGAGUCGAAAGAUCUUCUAUCACCAUCCUUCCGGGGCUCACACACGCUUCUGCUCGCCGCUGCGUCGGAUGUUUUCGACGUCUAUCGAUCGCUAUUGCCGACCCACUUUGUCUCUCAAGUCCGCGACGUGCCCACGUUAGCCAUGCAGAUGUACAAUGACGCAGGACAUCUGGCAAAACGCGUCGCCGCUCUGCAAGAGCAAUACCCUAUGUGGUCUGAUGUGGAGGGGGAUGCGAGCCCGGUGGAAAUUGCAAAGAGACUGGAUGCCUUGGCUGUGCAUGCGUUUGAGAGUCAACUGGCGCUGCAAAAGCAGGCACUGAUGGAGGAACUUGCGGAAGCAAGGCUUGACGACGUGGCGAGGGAGAUUGGCAUGAAGAAUGCGGAGCGGUCGUUACAAGGGGUCGCGCAUAAAAUCGACACUUUGUCGAGGGUUUUGAAGGUGGUGCUGCCCGAGACGACAUAUCUACUUGUUUUGGGCUAUCUCUUGGAUGAGACUAUUCAAAAGAUCUCUGGGGAUAUCUUGGCCCUGCAGGAUAUCACCGAAGUGGAGUCGACGAGGCUGAGCGAGUUGUUGCGGGUGAUCUAUCCCUUGGAAGAGAUCUUUGUCCUGAAUCCGGGUCAACCUUCCGCGAUCGUGGCUCAAGUACCUCAUUGGCUCAAAUUCUGCUAUAUCUCCGAACUGCUCAAUGCCAACCUUGUCGAUAUAUUGUACCUCUUUGACUCUGGCGCACUGAUUGACUUUACAACCGACGAACUGGUCAGACUUAUUCGAGCACUGUUUGCGGACUCUGAGAAGAGGGAUCAGGCAAUAGACAAGAUUGAAAAGGGCUUGGGCGAGGCGGCAGAAUGAUACUGAUGCAUAUUGUCAAAUAUGAUACAGUAAG